Messenger RNA from Vombatus ursinus (common wombat), 861 nucleotides. RefSeq names its product vomeronasal type-1 receptor 1-like. The record is from RefSeq and is a predicted model, not a curated record. Gene Ontology annotation, cellular component: membrane. Gene Ontology annotation, molecular function: pheromone receptor activity. NCBI's taxonomy places the organism in Eukaryota, Metazoa, Chordata, Mammalia, Diprotodontia, Vombatidae. The coding region runs from base 1 to 861 and encodes 286 amino acids. The transcript is spliced from 4 exons. Gene Ontology annotation, biological process: G protein-coupled receptor signaling pathway.
AUGCAGAAUUACAAGACAGGAGUUGGGGCCCUGGGGAACUCCUUCAUUCUGGUACUUUAUACCAUUACCUUCUUCACUGGUCAUAGAUUAAGACCUAUAGACUUAAUUAUUACCCAUCUGGCUUUUGUCAAUGACUUAGUACUUCUCUCCAAAGGGAUCCCUUAUACAAUGUCUGCUUUUGGACUCAUUAACUUCAUGAAUGAUUUGAUAUGCAAAUUUGUCAUCUACUUUCACCGAGUGGCCCGUAGCCUUUGUCUCUGCACCACCUGCCUCUUGAGUAGUGUCCAGGCCAUCACCAUCAGUUCAGGGAGCUCCAGGGGGGUCCAGUUCAAAACCCAAGUCCCAAAGUACAUUUCCCUCUUCAUUCUUUUCUGCUGGACCUUCCAACUCUUGACCAAUUAUAUUCUUCUAGAGACUAUAAGCAACCCAAAGAUUAGCAAAAAUGUCACUAAGAUAAUAGAUUUUGGCUUUUGUACUUUUGCAUUUCUAACCUCAGUUAACAUCUCACUAUAUACGUUUGUAAUCUCUCUUUUCGACAUUGUUUGUAUGGCAAUCAUGGUCUGGACAGGUGGAUAUAUGAUAUUUUUCCUAUGCAGAUAUGACCAACAAAUCCAGUAUAUUCAUAGCAGCAAGCUCACUCCUAGAGGUUCCCCUAAGACCAGAGCCACUCGAACCAUCUUGCUGCUGGUCAGCUUCUUUGUCUUCUUUUAUUCAUUAAAUUCUAUCUUUUCAUGGUAUAUGUAUCAUAUAAAUCUACUCCCCUGGAUGCCUCUUCUCUGCACCCUCAUCACCAUCCAUACUAUUGUCAAUGUAGGUACCACCCUAACCAUCCCACUGAUCAGAAAGAGACAGAUACUAUAG